AUGGGCCUCGAUCAUCUCGGCUCCAUCGUGGCGCGACAGCAAGAGACUUGUACAGGGCAGGACAACAGGAUGGGUGUCGCCGCAGAGCAGGUAAUUAUCUCAGACGCGGUGCCUCCGUCACUGAUCGCCGCUCUCGCGCAAAGUGACGCAUUUAAUGAUGAUGAGCGCCCCAUGAAGCGGCGCAAGCUCACCAAAUCGGGCCCCUACAGCCUUUCUCAGCAAAGAGGUGUCACUCCAAGUGGAUUACCUCUGGGAUAUAUUCCGUUAGCGCGACUGGCGCUGCGUCUGAUUUUCACGAAAACCAUCGAACCGAACAACGAGAUUUUCCUCAAAUCAACAACCGUCUCUCGCUCACUGCCUGUCCUCGUGGAAAUCAGAAAAUCUGGAACCGUCCAUAACGACUUGAAAGGGAGCACAGAACAGGGCCAACCCAGCCAUGAAACCUGGGAUCUCGAAUUAAGGGCGACCGAUACAGAAAGAAAAGAGCUUUUUACAUAUGACUUCAACGAUCCUCAACUGUCCAACUUCUUCAGCCUACUCGGACAGGUCACCAAGCUGACCUCGGCCGACCGAUACUCCAGCCGCCGGCCCCCGAGGGCAUGCUACCAGGCUUCCAUACGCCCUUCAUUAGAAGAAAAGUGCCUCCAGCUGGAUAUUGUGGCUCUUUGGGAAGAUUCUCUUCAGAAUCCGGACUUUGUUCAUAUGCAAGAUCCGGUCUUGGAGAUCUUCGCGAAGUAUGCAUUGCAGGAGGAUUACGACCGCCCGAAUUCACUGAGUGGUCAACGUGAGCAUCGUGAGAAGCUACUGGGCUAUCCUCGAGGGUGGUCACCUCGUCAGUUCUACGAGAGCGUCCAUGUUCCGCGGGACACCCAAAGCGCAUCUGCAGAAAUCAACUGCCCCGAACUUGCUUGCCAGCUGUUUCCUUUCCAGCGAAGGGCCGUUAGAUGGCUUUUACAGAGAGAGGGGAUGGAGCUUCAGCAAGAUGGAAAAGUGGCUUCUAUCGAGAGACGCCCUAGCGCUGGCCUGCCAGCAUCAUUCAAGGAAAUGAAAGAUGCUGAUGGGAACACCUGCUACUUCAGUCAUCUGUUUAUGACAAUUACCACCAAUAUAAAUUAUUGCUUCGAUGCUGCAGACUAUUUGAGGGGCGGAAUUCUUGCCGAAGAAAUGGGGUUGGGCAAAACCGUGGAGAUGAUUGCGUUAAUAAACUUGAAUCGACGCCCCACCGAUGAAAAGUUGAAACCCGACCCUGAUGGUCUGAGAGCAUCCGGAGCUACCUUGAUCAUUACACCUCCUGCGAUUCUGGAACAGUGGAAAGAGGAAAUUGAGCAGCAUGCUCCGGAUCUGCGUGUGCAUCAUUAUACAGGCAUCAGACGAGGACAUGAGAAGUCUGAUGAUUUAGUAAUCGAAGAGAUUGCGGACUUUGAUGUCGUUCUGACCACCUACAAUGUCAUCUCUCGGGAGAUCCACUAUGCUGGUGCUGCCCCGAAGCGAAGCCUUCGCCAUGAAAAGAGGUUCGAGCCGCGAAAAACGCCGCUGGUCCGCAUUUCUUGGUGGCGUGUUUGCCUGGAUGAAGCUCAAAUGAUUGAAAGUGGUGUCAGCAAUGCCGCCAAAGUCGCCCGCUUGAUUCCUCGACAGAAUGCUUGGGCCGUGACGGGCACACCUCUCCGCAAGAAUAUCGAUGACCUAUUCGGUCUUUUGCUCUUCCUUCAGUACAGACCGUUUUCUGACUCUAGCACUUUAUGGAAACGACUGUUUUCCCGCUUUGGGCCUGUUCUGGUGAACAUUAUCAAUGCGAUUGCACUCCGACACAGCAAGGAUCGUGUGCGUGAUGAGCUCCGCCUACCACCUCAGAAGCGCGUUGUGAUCACCACUCCUUUCACUGCGAUUGAAGAGCAGCACUACGGACAGCUUUUCGAGGAGAUGUGCGAGCAAUGUGGUCUUGAGGCAUCAGGGGCACCUCUCCGGGGUGACUGGAAUCCAGAAGAUCCGGGGACCGUGGAGAAAAUGCGCACUUGGUUAACAAGACUUCGCCAGACAUGUCUCCACCCAGAAGUUAGUGGGAGCAAUCGUCGAGCCUUGGGUGCAGCAAAUGGCCCUUUGCGCACCGUCGAUGAAGUUCUCGAGGUGAUGGUUGAAAAUACCGACACCUCCAUUCGCACUGAAGAACGGACGCUUGUUCUGUCUCAACUUCGCCGCGGUCAGCUUCUAGAAAAUGCCAAGCGUCGGAAGGAAUCUCUGGCUAUUUGGCAGUCUGCUUUGCAAUAUUCCAACGAGUUGGUGGAGGACAGUCGAAAACAACUACGGUUACAGCGCCUUAAAAGCAAAGAUGACGAUGCGACUAAUGGCUCAACCCCUACUGAAGUUGCUGAUCUGAGUGAUGAAGAUAGCGAAGAGGUGGACAAGAACAGCCGCAUUGGUCAAUGUCGCCUCAGGCUACGUGCUGCUCUCGAGGUUCAGCAUAUUGCAGUCUUCUUUACUGCAAAUGCCUACUAUCAGAUCAAGUCCGACCCCAGUCUCACCCAGCCGGACUCUGAAGAGUUCAAAGCGCUUGAGAAGAAGGAAGAGGAAGGCUACGAGGCUGCAAAGUUGAUUCGUAAGGAGAUGUUGACUGACAUUUCCCGAAAAGUCGAGCGGUACAUGAAGAUCAUCAAGGAGAAGACACAACAGAGGCAAUUCGUGCACAUUCCGAAGUUGAAACCCCAUCUUUACAACAGGGGACUGGUUUCAUACCGUCUGCUCAAUAAGUUCGAAGAUCUGUGCGAAGCUUUGAACCGUCAUGCCGCUCAGUAUAACGAAUGGCGGGAAAUUAUGGUCCAACUUGUGUCUCAGUCGCUCAUUGAUCAGGAAGAAGAUGCUGAACUGGAGGGCAAUGAAUACGAACGGUCGACAAAGCAUCAAGAUGAGAUGUAUGUCUACAUGGAAGCUCUUCGGUCGAUGUAUGCCGAUCGCCAUGAUGCUCUCACCGGUCAGAAGAACAUUCUGAUUUCCCACGAGGUCAAAUUAGGACUCAUUCAGGCCCAGAAGGGUGAAGGGCCUUCCCCGGAGCUAUUUCUUCGCGUCAUGAACACCCGCAGUGACCUCAUGCCCGACCCUGAGCUAGGGUCGCUUCGUGGGAUUGUCAGUGAACUUCGCAGUUUGGUGACUUCACUUGAAUGGCAAGCCGGCGAGGGGGAGUUCGCGAGCCCAUGCGGAACUCGAGGUGUGUCAUCCAGCCUAGAAAGAGAGGUGGAAAUGUUCCGCGACACCAUGAACAAUCGCUUGGAAUACUAUCGCCACCUGCAGCAAAUUUCGGACACAGUGGCACCGUACGACGAAGAGAACGCCGGAAAGCCCAUGGACGAGGAUAUUUUUGCCUCUAAAUUGGAGCAGGAACAGGCCCUCGAAAAGAAGAUUGCCUCUUUGAAAUCCAAGAGACGCUAUCUCAUCCAUCUGCGAGAUGAAUCGGGCUCAGAAGAUACCUCUAGGAUCUGCAUCAUCUGCCAAUCAAGUUUUGAAGUCGGUGUCUUGACCGUCUGUGGCCACAAGUAUUGCACAGACUGCUUGCGGCUGUGGUGGCGUGCCCAUCGAACGUGCCCCAUGUGCAAGAAGCCCUUGAAACUUAAUGAUUUCCAUCAAAUAACCUACAAGCCGCAGGAGCUCGUGGCGCAGGAGGAACAGGCUCCCACCAUAUUCGAACAAGAGCGACAUUCCAAGAAUGCCAUUUACAGUGAUAUCAGCUCAGGACUUCUGAAGGAAAUCAAAACCAUUGAUCUCAAUGGCUCAUUUGGCACCAAGAUUGACACCCUCGCUCGCCACAUCCUGUGGUUGCGGGAACAUGAUCCCGGAACCAAGUCGAUUGUCUUCUCGCAGUACAAGAAUUUCUUGGCCGUUCUACAGAGGGCUUUCCACCGAUUCGGAAUCAUCAGUAGCAAUGUUGAUGCUCCAGGUGGGAUUGAGAAGUUCAAGAAGGACCCUACGGUUGAAUGCUUCUUGUUGCACGGAAAGGCACAGUCAUCAGGACUGACUUUGAUCAACGCUACGCACGUCUUCUUAUGCGAGCCCCUGAUCAAUACGGCUAUCGAACUUCAGGCGAUCGCUCGAGUACAUCGAAUCGGCCAACAUCGCCCCACUACCGUCUGGAUGUACCUCGUCUCCGGCACGGUGGAGGAGUCCAUCUACGAGCUUUCAGUCGCUCGUCGGCUUGCUCAUAUCAUCGAAAAGGAGAAGCAGGAGAAGAAUUCCCGCUUGGCGAUUCCGGUUGAUGGCGACGAAGCACUAUUUGAGGAUCUCACGGAGACGGCCAUCGAUUCCGCCAACUCCAUGGAAAUGCAGGACGCAAGUUUAAAUAACCUGAUGACAAGCGGGGCAUCCGGUGGAGAGAUAGUCAAGGAGGAUGAUCUUUGGCAGUGUCUAUUCGGAAAUUCCAUCCAGAAAGACAGCCAUGGCCACUCCACCGAGGCAGAAAGAGAGGUUGGCCGGUUCCUGCGAGGCGAGGCUGCUGAGCAAAGACGAGAUGAACCUACGACUUGA
Molecule: messenger RNA, 4509 nt
Organism: Penicillium cinerascens
Lineage: Eukaryota; Fungi; Ascomycota; Eurotiomycetes; Eurotiales; Aspergillaceae
Exons: 6
Coding region: 1-4509 (1502 amino acids)
Biological process (GO): protein polyubiquitination; DNA damage response
Cellular component (GO): nucleus
Molecular function (GO): metal ion binding; ATP binding; ubiquitin protein ligase activity
Source: RefSeq, a predicted model, not a curated record